Messenger RNA from Heteronotia binoei (common prickly gecko), 2116 nucleotides. It is a transcript of the gene RIC3, whose product is annotated as RIC3 acetylcholine receptor chaperone. Gene Ontology annotation, biological process: synaptic transmission, cholinergic; protein localization to cell surface. The record is from RefSeq and is a predicted model, not a curated record. The transcript is spliced from 6 exons. NCBI's taxonomy places the organism in Eukaryota, Metazoa, Chordata, Lepidosauria, Squamata, Gekkonidae. Gene Ontology annotation, cellular component: neuron projection; intracellular membrane-bounded organelle; neuronal cell body. Bases 77 to 1288 code for a protein of 403 amino acids.
AGACAGAAACGAUUAUUUCCGGCUGAUGGCUUCUGUCGCUGAAUAUCUUGCUUGUCGGUAGCCUGGGGUGCUCAUCAUGGUGUACGCGACGUUUCGAAAGGUGGCCGCUGCUUCUUGUCUAGUGCUCUGUGUUUCCCUACUGCUGCCCAAGUUUUUCCUUUCCCGGGUCUGGUCGCGGCAACAAGAGCUCAGCACUACAGCCGUUCCGCCUACAGCCCCAGCCAUGACGGAGGGAAAGACAAGCUGGCUUUCACCCACAAUGCAACAUCAAAUGUCUCCAGAGACUAGAUCACCAGUUACCCAUUUUCCAAGGUCCCAUCUUGCAGAAGCAGUUGCCAAGGCCAAGGGAGGUGGAGGAGGCGGUGGUGGUGGAGGAGGAGGAGGUGGCAGUGGGAGAGGUCUUGUGGGACAAGUCAUACCGAUAUAUGGAUUUGGGAUCCUUUUAUACAUACUCUACAUUCUUUUUAAGCUUUCUUCUAAGGGAAAAACCACAACAGCUGAACGGAAAUGUCCUCCUUCAGUACCUGGCAACACAAACAGGAAAAUAACUGACUAUGAGCUAGCCCAACUGCAAGAUAAGCUGAGAGAGACUGAAGAAGCUAUGGAAAAAUUAAUCAGUAGGGUGGGACCCAACUGUGAAAGCAGGUCCCAAAAUGUCACUACUGACCAAGAGAAAAGACUACUUCAGCAACUCCGGGAAAUUACUAAGGUCAUGAAAGAAGGCAAAUUCAUAGAUGGUAUCUCCCCAGAAAAAGAAGCUGAAGAGGCUCCCUAUAUGCAGGACUGGGAAGGUUAUCCAGAAGAGACCUAUCCCGUAUAUGAUAAUUCUGAUUGCUUUAAGCGCAGACAGGACACUGUUCUUGUGGAAUACCCUGACCCAAGCCAACCUUCUGCUGAAGAGAUUGCUGAGAGAAUGGAGUUUGUGGAUGAUGAGGAGUGUGCAUGUAGUGAAACCCUUUUGUCUGCUCUUGCCACAGUGAAUAAGGAACUUAUGUCAAGACAAGAGAAGGACCCAGAAGCCACAUUCAUUGGCCACAGUUGGUCUGGCCAGAACUUUGAAAAAUGCUACUAUUGUCAUUAUGAAGAUGAUGACCCUGCUGUUAUAGCAGAGAAUGAAGGAUUCUACCCUGAAAGCUGCAGUGAAACAGAAGAGCUGGCCAAAGAGAAACCUCUAGCAGAUUCUGACCAUGAAAACAGUGCACCCAAAGACCAACAUUAUGAAAAUCCUGACCAAAUUGGCAUGCUGCGAAAGCGAAACACAAGGGGACUUGAGUUGCUGGGAAAGUGAGGGUUGUAUGUCACUACUUCAGACUAUCAACUUUGCCUGAAGGAAAAAAGCUUGUCUUUUCCAUUAUUUUCCAGCUGCAACUGAGGCUUGGCAAAUGCUGCUUGCUUGCAAUUGGUGAUGCUCCUUGCCCACUAGCUCUCCCAGCAAUAACAGUACUACAGCGUUGCUUUUUAUAGCCUCAGCAGGAAUUAACAGUUAACUGCUUUCAGACAUCCUUCCUUUUGGCUUAGCAUAUUCAGGGCUGAAAUGUAACUUCACUGCAUCCUUGAUUACUGUUCAAAAUGAUAAGAGUUAAAUAGGAAUUUUCUCACUAAAGUUCUAGCUGUUUGGCUAAUAGGUUUAUAGUCUUACAGUAGAAUGGCUAGGCAGGGUCAAGUGGCCCAAUUCAGGCUGUAGCUUUUGGGAUUCCAUAAAGGGUGGCAAGGAUUCAGUUUAUUAUAUUUUUACUGCCACAGGGACACUAUUUUGAUGUUUAUCUGCAGGCAUCAAAAUGUCUUGGAAUGUCUGUGCCUUACAGACACACAACCUCCCUACUAUGUUUUUGCCCAUCCAUUCUCCAAGGAACUCAGGUCAUUGCAUGAGAUUAUUUUUUCCUCAUCCUAUCCUCGCAUCAGCCCUGAGAGAUUGAUCGGGCUCAAAGAGAUGUCACCCACUGAGCUUCAUGGAGGUGUAGGGAUUUGAACCUGGGUCUCCCAGGCUUAGCCCAACAUUCUUUGCCUUACAUUCUUUGCCAUUCCUUGUCUUAAAAGCUUCUGUGAGAAAAUAAAAAUACUUGCUCUCUCCUUCAUUUUCAUGCAAUAGUAAACAGUUUCUCUAUAAAUUAAAAAA